UGCCGCUAUGGCGUCAUCCCAGCGCGUUCAGCGGCUUCGGCGGGCGAUCGAGGACGAGCGCCAGCGCCAGAAUGAGUGCAGCGUCUAUUUGGGCGCCAGCAAGAGGCGACUCAACUCAUGCAAGCAGUCGCCAACGACGCGGUCGGUGAUUCGCGUGGCCUCGACGACCUCAAUUGUCAGUCGACGGGGUCGGGCCUGCGCCGGUGAGUCCUGGCAGUCGUCGUACCAGCUCGAGCGUGGCGACUGGGACGCACCCGUUCGCGUGGACAUUGCGUGCGUUCGCUCGGGUGGCAAAGAGCAGACGCGGCAGCGCAUUGCGGCGGCGCGGAUUGCCACGUGGUGCUGGCGCCAACAUGUGCGGGCCAAGCUCCAGGCGCAAGCCUUUGGCACGAUCGAGACGCUACCGAGUCAACUAGCCCAGCACAAGCUCCAGAAGCAGUCUCCGCGCGACGUGUUGCGGCGCAUCCAGGCGGAAAUUACUGCCAAAGCCACGUUCCGGAUCCAAUCACGCGCUGCGCGCGUCCUGCAGCGCUUUUUUUUCAAAGCGCUUUUGCACCUCGGGAAGAAGAGCCAUGUUCUCAUCGCCGAGGCAUCGCGCAAGCAGCGCCAACUGAACGCUAUGAAACGGGACCGCGCUGCGCGGUACAUCCAGGCCAUGUAUCGCAACCGUCGGGCGCGGCAGCAACACAGUGCGUGGAAGCUGAGUCGGAGCAAGGCCAACUACUGUCGCAUCAUGGUGCUCGAGGCCGAGUACAACACGCGGCCGUCGGCGGUCGAACUCUUGCAGCUCUCCAGAGCCUACGCCGAGUUGGCGUCACAGCCCGUGUACGCCGACGAGCAGCUCCUUCUAGUCCGCUGCAGUUUGCUCUUCGUCUCCAAAGCAAUUGCCUUUGGCCACGUGCCCGAGAACCCACGUGACUUUUGGCCGGCGCUCGCCGCUCGGCUCGUGGACCUCUGGCAGCGUGGUGGACAUAUCGAGGUUCCGCUCUUGCAGCAAGCCGCCCACGCCUACGAGACUGGCCUCUCGUUAACACCGUCGGCUUCAGAGAUGUGGCUCGCGUACAUUGAAGUGCUUUUUGAGCUUGGACUCUACUGCCAAACGCUCAAAGCCUGUGAUCAGUACGCCCGAACGUUCGAGCACGCAGCGGUCGAGGGUCCCCGGCGACGCCACCACGCGCGCCCUACGGCCAUUUGGCGCUUCCAAGUGCAGUCUUACUACCACGUUGGUGACGUGGACGCGGCGCUUGGCCUCUUGGAGGACCAGCGACAAGAGUCCCCCCCGGUAUACAGUCCCAUGGAGCUUUUGCUGCUGCUGACGCGCUGCCACGACGUGGCCAAACCCACGCAGCCCAACCCGUACUACGACGAGCUGCUCCAGUCGCUCUACUCGGCCGACGACAUUACUCGACACGAGCUCACGCCCGCGAUGCUCGUGGCGACGCCAGGACUCUUUAUGGACCUCGCGCUCACGUGCGCGGCGCGGCGCGAUUUUCCUUGGGCCGUCGACCUCCUCGAGUGCAGCUUGCGCGGUGUUGAGCGACCAUCGCACGACCACCUGCACGCGCUUGCACAGAGCUACUUUGGGGUUGGCAACCUCAAGAAAUGUGCGCAUGUGCUCCUCCGCGUCCGCGGGUCGGCGACGACGGCGUGGUUUGCACAGGUACAGCGCCACGCGACGCUGUUUGAGGCCCAGCACCGCAUCAGCGUGCUCCAUCUGAGACGGGAGCUCCACGUCGCCUUGUAGCGUAUGUAUUGCUGGCAUAUUAUUUCCGUAAAAUGUUGAAGGCGGCCACGUACUGGAUCGCCGUGUGCUUGAGAGA
Saprolegnia diclina VS20 is the source of this 1820-nucleotide messenger RNA. RefSeq lists its product as hypothetical. Bases 8 to 1744 code for a protein of 578 amino acids. The transcript is spliced from 4 exons. The record is from RefSeq and is a predicted model, not a curated record. Lineage: Eukaryota; Oomycota; Saprolegniomycetes; Saprolegniales; Saprolegniaceae. Gene Ontology annotation, molecular function: protein binding.